UGGUCUGUAUAUAUUUUUUUCAUACAACACAUUUGUAUUCUCCAGAAAAAAUUUGUAUCUUUUGUUACUCUGUUUCUCUGUUGACAAAUGAGUAGACAUCCAACGGUGAAGUGGGCGCAAAGAUCUGAUAAGGUUUACAUAACCGUGGAAUUGCCGGAUGCUGAAGAUGUUAAGGUGAAGCUUGAGCCUCACGGCAAGUUCUUUUUCUCUGCUACGAGUGGACCUAGCAAGACACCGUACGAGGUGGACAUUGAUCUGUUUGAAAGUGUUGAUGUGAAUGAGAGCAAGGCGAGUGUAAGCUCGAGGUGUAUAUGUUACAUGGUGAAGAAAGCUGAGAGCAAAUGGUGGAACAGAUUGAUUAAGCAAGAAGGGAAAACUCCAGUGUACUUGAAAGUUGAUUGGGAUAAAUGGGUUGAUGAAGAUGAAGAUAAAGGAGGAGCUGAUGAUAUGGACUUUGGAGAUUUUGAUUUCAAUAGUCUCAACAUGGGAGACACUGAUGGCAUUGGAGAUGAAGAAGGUGAUAGUGAUAUGGAGGAAGAGACUACGGCAGAGUCAAAGGUAGCGGAGAAGAUUGAAGAAGAAGAAAAUGCAGAGAAAGAUAAAGAAGCUGCAUCAGAGGUGAAGAAGAAUUAAGUUUGAUCAUCUUAUGUUAAGAUUGUCCUACUGAUCUUGCACCUUUCUCUUUGAACUUUAUAUGGUAUAUGUGACUUUCAGAUAUUUUGAUGUAGUGGUGUGAAGGAUGAUGUGGGAGAUUGGAGAUUUGUAGUUUCUAUAUAUAUUUGUCAUAAACUAGUCUUAACAUAAAAUGUGAUUGCAAGUCGAGAGUAUAAACAUUAACGCUACAAAAGUAUAUAGUCAUGUUGUGUACUGAUAUGGUUUUAUAUUUGAAUAAUCUUCUAUA
Messenger RNA from Camelina sativa (false flax), 901 nucleotides. RefSeq names its product co-chaperone protein p23-1. Gene Ontology annotation, biological process: chaperone-mediated protein complex assembly; protein folding. Lineage: Eukaryota; Viridiplantae; Streptophyta; Magnoliopsida; Brassicales; Brassicaceae. The record is from RefSeq and is a predicted model, not a curated record. Gene Ontology annotation, molecular function: protein-folding chaperone binding; Hsp90 protein binding. Gene Ontology annotation, cellular component: cytosol; nucleus.